This is a messenger RNA of Candidula unifasciata, 2739 nucleotides long. The record is from the annotation of a GenBank genome assembly. NCBI's taxonomy places the organism in Eukaryota, Metazoa, Mollusca, Gastropoda, Stylommatophora, Geomitridae.
AUGAGAAGCAUGUCCUCCAAACCUGCAGAUGCAAAUUUUUCCAUUACAGGAAUAGAGUUUCCAAGCCACUUUCAGAACAAGAUGCAGCAGGUACAGCAGGGGGGAAACAGUCAUUAUAACAACACUGAUGAGCAGUACAGUUCUUUAAAGGUGCACUUUGGCCAAGCCCAAUCUGAUCCAGCUCAGCAGUCUGCAGAUGGUUGUAAAAACGAAGGGGACAAACGUCUUACAAACAACUGUUCAUACAAUUUUAAAGUUGAGUAUGAUAGUGAUGCCACUCAAGAUAUAUCGGACAUGCCAGGGGUAAAUAACUCUUAUGUACCAGUACCAAGAGAGGACAAUUUUGCCAAAGAUUAUGCGGCUGCGACCAGCAGUAGCUCCAGAAGCUGUCCGUCUGGUGUGAAGCAGUACGCAUGCUUUGUCUGUGACGAGACAUUCCAGGAGUUAAUGCUGUACACUUUUCACAUGCAAGGACAUCACUAUAAAGCUGGUAGCAUCAAGUGCAGUGAUUGCUCAGAGUUGUUUGAAAACAACAGUGUAUUUUUUGCCCAUCGCAAGCUGUCCACAUAUGAACUGUGGGUUGAUAGGGCUAAAGUCCUCACUGCUCAACAGGAGAUUGUCACAGAGGAGCUAGAAAAAGGGGACAGUUCACCAAAACCUAAGAAGAAAAGGAAAGGCAGAGAAGAGCACUACAUUUGUAGUGUGUGCGGGAAAGUUAUCCACAAGUAUUCCUCUUUUCUGAAGCACAUAGCCACACAUGAUGACGUUAUAGCACUUUCGUGCGGUGUAUGCCAGGAACCAUUCCGUGCUCCGUGCCUGCUGCGCUAUCACAUUGACCUAAACCACUCUCACGUCCAGCCAUUCCAGUGCCGACGCUGCUUGCGCAGGUUCAAACUCAAGUGCUCCUUGUCCACCCACAUGAGAUACUGCGAUAUUGACCCAAGCAAUCUUCCCUACGCUGAAGAGAUGCAGUACAUUGAUCAGCUCAGUCAGCAAAGAAAGUACCAAGGGGUAGAAGGCGAAGGUGAUGGAUUGUCUCAGUUCUCAUGCCCAAUCUGUACAGUGAUGUUUGAUUCCCCAGAGGAUCUGAAAAGCCAUAUGAAUUACCAUGACGAGACCAAACCGCACAAAUGUGAUAAGUGUAGCCGUGGAUUCCGUAGCAAGCAUGAACUGCGCAAACAUAUGCCAGUGCAUGAAACUAAACAUGAAUGUCGCUGUGAAAUCUGCGGUGUCCAGUUACUCACGCUUAGUGGCUACAAUGCCCAUCUGCGAGGCCAUCGCAAUCAGGAGAAAAUUCAGGCAAAGUAUUUCCCAGAGGUCAAGGAAGACACUGUUCCCACAGAAUCGGCAAUGCAGAUCUUAGAAAGAAUGAGAGGGCAAACUAAAAUAGAAGUAACUUCAGAUGCAGAUGCUACACAAGAUGGUUUAACUUCCAAAGGUACCUCAAACAAAAAAGCCAGAUAUAACUGCCCUAUUUGUGGGAUGACGUUUCACAGCGGAGGGGUCAAGUUUCAAAUUCAUGCCAGAAGAGAACACAAGGAGGCUGAAUUUGAUAGGUGCACGGUUUGCAACAAAACUAUUUACGGCAAAGACAACUUGGAAAGACAUCUCCGACAGCACAAAAUGUUUGCAGAUACAUUCACGUGUGAUGAAUGUGGUAAGGUAUUUCGCCGAAAAUUUGCUUUGCAGGUUCACAAAAGGAUGCACAGUUUCAAGAAAUUUGUGAAAUGUGAUAUUUGUGGACAGGAAUUCCGUUUUGUUUCUGAGGUAGAGAAACACAAAAACAAGACACACAGAUACGAUAAAUUGAUCAACAUUUACCGAUGCAGCAUCUGUGGGCAGAAGUUUCCCAUGCUCAGCCAUCUGAGCGUUCAUUGUUACUGUCAUAACAAGCCGGACGCAAAACCGUUUGAGUGCGACAUGUGUAAAGUGUCCUACCAGACCAGCGUGGAUCUCAAGAAGCAUAUAUAUGAAGCUCAUGAUGACCUGAUCAAAAAAGUUAGUGACUCCUCUUUCAUUCUGGGUCCUGAUGAUAACCAUCUCACAUUCCCUAAUGCACCAUUUGCAGAUAACCUUGGGAAAACUGCUGGCAAGGAUAAAACGGGUCAGGGAAAAGUGAAAAAUAAAUCACAGGGCAAAGAUAACAAUGGAGCUGAUGAUUUGAAGCGUGAAACUGAGUCAGCUCAUGAGGAGUCAAAUGAGGAUACAGAAAUUGAAGAGUUACCUGAUGACAGUGAGAAAUCAGAAUCCUUGAGCUCUGUUGAGAAAAUUCUGCGUCUACAGGUGACUUUGCCAAGUAACGUAGAGGCUUAUAAUUUAGCCACUCAGCAGUUUUAUCACCAGACCAAGUUUUUGAAACGCUAUGUAUGUGAAGUUUGUCAGAAGGCCUUUUCUUCCAACUCAGAUUUAAAGACUCACAGAAGAACACACAGUGGUGAGACACCUUUCAAGUGUGAUUACUGUGAGCGUAGUUUCAAACAGCGAGGUCAUCGCAAACUGCACAUUCAAGUGGUUCAUACCAAGGAAAUGCCCUACAAAUGUGAUCAGUGUGACUCUGCCUUCCCAACCCGCUAUCGGUACCAAAUUCAUAUUAAACGCCAUUCAGGCGUAAGAGAACAUCAGUGUGCGUAUUGUGAUAAAAAUUUCUACACGCUUGGAAAACUCAAUGAGCAUAAGAAAAAGAGGCAUUCUGACGACUGGAUCAGGGAGCAGAGAGAGAAGGAUGAAGCAACAGAAUAA